AUGGCAGCAACAUUAGUAAUGGUGGUGAGCCUCGCAAUAGUUUUAGGCCUCGUCUUAGUUCUACUUGCUGAGCUCUACUGCUCACUCUUAAUUCGUCAACGACGACAGCUCCAAAUGACACCCCUGAAUUCCUCCACCUCCGCUACUGCGGCCCAAAGCUCCAAGGAACCACCCCGGCAACAACAAAACCAAUCAACUGCUUCAACUCUCAGUGACUUCUAUGCGCAAGGGGUUCUUCAUGCUCCUAGAAACUUUCUCAUUCCUGCAGUUACUCGCAACGACAAGUUCGACCUUGAAAUGCAAAGCUCUGCGCAAGUCUCCUCCAUUCAUCAUCAAGUUGGGCUUAUUUUUUCUUCACCACAUUCCCAUCCCUUCAUUUCGAAUUUAUCCCCUAAAUUAGUCCAUCAAUUUCCACUCCAAUGCAGCAACAUUGAAGGAGUUGACGGUGGUGCUACAAAGAAGCAAUUAGUAUACAUAUCCAAUCCCAUUUACGAUAACGAAGCCUGCAGGCCUAGCAAAGGUGAUACCCUAUUUGAAACGCCUGAUUCAUCGCCUUCACGUCUCGAAACAAUUCAUUCUUCUGGGAAAGACGACAAUGGUAGUGGCCAAUCAUCAUUAUCUAGUCCCUCUUCACUCCCAUUAACUCCAAUGAAGAAACUUCCAGCUGUGGCAUGUUCAGUUUCACUAAGAGAUGCUAGGUCACUCGGCACUUCUGGAAGUUCCAACAGUAACAACACUUCGUUAUCCUCAGCCUCAGGAUCUCCUUGCACUUCUCCUUCAUGA
Molecule: messenger RNA, 783 nt
Organism: Nicotiana tabacum (common tobacco)
Lineage: Eukaryota; Viridiplantae; Streptophyta; Magnoliopsida; Solanales; Solanaceae
Source: RefSeq, a predicted model, not a curated record